AUGUCGUAUAAGUUCCAGGGCAUUUCUGAACCGCUUUUUUCUAUUUCCUAUGACUAUAAAAAUGGGAAAAUUGUACAAUUUGAUAAGUUUGAUGAUGGUUCAUGGAAAUUAAAGGAUAAGACCAGAAUUUUAAGUGCACUGAAAAUGUGCGUAGAAGCUCUAAAGGCAGAAAGGGUCUACGGAUGCACCAACGUACGUGCAAAAUAUUUAAAAACUUUUCAAAUUCGGUUAAUACAACAAACGACCCAGAUGAAGGUAGAUACACCACUUCCUGGUUUAAAACUUCCCAAAACUGCGAAACAAUGGGCGGAGGCAAACGCGUACUUCCAUUCGCAGAGGGCAAAUCUACCCAAUGUCAAUAACAUCGACAACUUCACCAACAGUCUUCAAUCAGUAAUAUACGACUACUUCGCUUCAAACUAUGGCACGUUGGAAACAAAAACAAUUUCAUCUGUUGAUCAGAACAAGUCAAUCAACAAAUUAAAGAAGGAGCUGAAACAACUCAAAGUCCAGGGCCGAAACAACCACAACUACGACCUGCAAAUCAAAGCGCUUAGUAAAGAAAUAAGAUCAAAACUAUUGGCUUUGAAAGCGCAAAAAAAAUAUAAGAAGAACUCAGAUAUUACCAAUCAAUUGCAACAAAAAUUUUGGCCUACUUGUAAAAAACUGUUUAACCCAUCAAUUAAUUCGCUACCUCUGUUCAACGUUACAGAAUGUGAAAAAUUCUUCAAAAAUAUUUUAAAUAAUCAGCACACCAAAAAGUUUCGUCUGCCAAAUUGGAUCCACACUCUGCCGGAUCCAUCAUUUCCAUGCUCUGUUGACCCCCCAACAUACAACGAAAUUUCAUCAAUUAUUCGCAAAUGCAAGUCAAGAGCAUCUCCCUGUCCCUUAGAUCAAAUAUCAAUAAUAAUUCUCAAAAAAUGUCCAAUAGUUCGCACAAUUUUGCACCAACUGCUGACGGUCAAAAAUGGUGUUGGAAUUUUUGUCAGAGAACCGCUAACAAUCCUGAUUGGAGGCAAUCUCAAUGGCCACGUUGAAGAGAAAACAGAUGGUUUUGACAACGUACAUGGUGGUUUUGGUUAUGGAGAACGAAAUGAAAAUGGCAACCGCAUCCUUGAGUUUGCUGAAAGUUACGGGUUUUGUUUACGGAACACAUAUUUUAGAAAGAGGUUGUAA
Helobdella robusta is the source of this 1176-nucleotide messenger RNA. RefSeq lists its product as hypothetical. The transcript has 5 exons. Gene Ontology annotation, cellular component: nucleus. Bases 1 to 1176 code for a protein of 391 amino acids. Gene Ontology annotation, biological process: chromatin remodeling. Lineage: Eukaryota; Metazoa; Annelida; Clitellata; Rhynchobdellida; Glossiphoniidae. The record is from RefSeq and is a predicted model, not a curated record.